UGUCAUGAAGCCGUUUUGUUUGAAGACUCCUCAGAAAUGAGUGGCAUUCUGAAGGAAGCCCAAUCAAUCCGCAAGGAGAUCUGCCAGCUCAACUUGAAAAUUGAGCAGCUGAAUCUUCAGAACGAACGAUUCGGCACGUCUGUCCGCCGCUUCUCCCUCCUGAAAAAGGACUCUGACUCCAUGGCCAGGGGCAUCCAGCAGCAUGGCAAAGCUGUUUAUGCCCGUCUUCAGGCGCUAGCUGCAGAGAGAGAGAGGCUCGAGGGAUGUGCAGGUCCGAACUCUGCUGUAAGCCGUAUUGCUGGUGUUCAAUAUGAUACGCUUGCACGGGCUUUCCACGCUGCCAUGAGUGACUACAACCUCGCAGAAGAAACGCAGAGGAAGUCGUGUCGAGAGCGAAUCCAGAGGCAGGCCUCCAUCAUGGGCGCGGACAUCACCAGUGAGACUAUUGAUGAGAUGGUUGACAAAGGAGGCGAGGGCUGGGGGGAGCUGUUCCAGAGCCUGCAGAUGCAAGGCGGGCGAUCCUCUCGCUGGGCCCUGCACGAGAUCCAGGGCAGGCACAAGGAGCUGGUGGCCUUGGAAGCCAGGCUGAAGGAGAUGCAGGAGUUGUUCCUGCAAAUGGCCCUGCUUGUGGAAGAGCAAGGGUCUGUUGUUAACAGCAUAGAGGCUAACGUUUGUAAAACUCUGGAACAUGUUGAGAAAACAACGGUUCACAUUAAGAGGGCCGUCCAGUAUAAAAGAAAGAACCCGUUCCAACACUUCUGUCCGUGUCUGCCUUGCUGGAGACACACGUGAAGACUUCCUACAGCUUCCUUUUUAACUGAAUGUUCUUAUCUCAUGUAUUUUAUAUUAAAAUAUUUAAAUCUGUAUCCCAACACACAACC
Messenger RNA from Synchiropus splendidus (mandarinfish), 881 nucleotides. RefSeq names its product syntaxin-11-like. The record is from RefSeq and is a predicted model, not a curated record. Gene Ontology annotation, cellular component: presynaptic active zone membrane; synaptic vesicle; SNARE complex. Lineage: Eukaryota; Metazoa; Chordata; Actinopteri; Syngnathiformes; Callionymidae. The transcript has a single exon. Gene Ontology annotation, biological process: exocytosis; synaptic vesicle fusion to presynaptic active zone membrane; intracellular protein transport. Gene Ontology annotation, molecular function: SNARE binding; SNAP receptor activity. Bases 37 to 792 code for a protein of 251 amino acids.